CCCAAAGGCUUUCCCGCAGGGAGCCAGCAAGGGGAAGCCGGACGGGCACGGGCAGAAGCUGCCUUAAAGCUGCCGUGAAGGGGCGGCUGGAGAGGAGCUCAGCGACACCCGAGCGCUACAAAGCCACCCUCGGAAGGCCGGAUUUGCAUAGGCGCUGGCUCCCGCAGCGAGGAGGGGAAAUGCCGUGCGAGAAAGGCGGACAUAGGCACAGACCUUGGGAAAGCCUCCCGCCCUCGGCAGCCGCUAUAAAACCCCUCCCUGCAGCACUCGCUUCCCUCCCGUGCCUCAGUGCCCCGGGGUGGGGCAUCCCCGGCGGCGGGGCACCCACCGGGGGUGGCCUUGGCACAGCCCCGGUCCUGACCCGGCAGCUCCGCAGCUGCGCUUCUCGCGGCUCCCAUCGCCCGGCUGCAGCUCCCGAGGAGCCAGGAAGGACCCCCGAGAUCCAGAAAGGACCCCCGAAAUCCAGAAAGGGCCACCGAGAGCCAAAAAGAACCCCCGAGAUUCAGAAAGGACCCCCGAGAUUCAGAAAGGACCCCCGAGAGCCGCCUCUGCUCCCGCCCCGCAUCCCUGCGGCUUUCUCAGGGGUGAAGAUGAGUGCUGAAGAGAUUCUGAUGUGUGCAGUAGAACUUGGAAAAAAUUUCUGCCUCUAUUUUGACGACGACGAUGAGCUGGAGUGUGAUGCCCUCUGCAAGGAAAAGACCCUGCACCGAGUGCUGAGGAAUGUGAAGAGCCAGCUGCUCGUGGUGCGCCCAGACCUGAACGUGGCAGCCUUUGAGGAUGUGACAGACCAGGAGAUGCAAUCUGGCAAAGGGAUGCAUUUCAGCAUUCACUGCUACAAAACCACCACACCCUUAGCAGGGAUGCCUGUGGCCUUCAGUGUCCAAGUGGAAGACAAAAGUUAUUACAUGUGUUGUGAGAGGGAAUGUGGAGAAAUGAUCGUUAGAUUCAAGGAAGGAGAAGUUCCCAAAGAAAUUCCUGGUGAAAGCAACAUCAUCUUUUUCAAAAAGACAUUUACAUCUUGCUGCUCCAAAGCAUUUAAGUUUGAAUACUCAAUGGAACGAGGAAUGUUCUUGGCCUUUGAGGAAGAAGGCUACUUGAGAAAAUUAAUCCUAAAGAAACUGUCAAAAGAUGAAGUGGAUGAAACCAUGAAGAUGAGUUUAUCUAAGUUCAGUCAGAAUGAAAAUCACAACCUAUGAUGGAACACUUCAACAGUUUUAAAAUACAGUUUGUUUUUUUAUAAAA
Parus major (Great Tit) is the source of this 1242-nucleotide messenger RNA. Its product is annotated as interleukin-18-like. The coding region runs from base 180 to 1196 and encodes 338 amino acids. The transcript is spliced from 6 exons. NCBI's taxonomy places the organism in Eukaryota, Metazoa, Chordata, Aves, Passeriformes, Paridae. The record is from RefSeq and is a predicted model, not a curated record.